AUGUCUCAAGUUGUAUAUAUCACUACAGAACCCUCAGACAAGAUUCUCGUAGAAGGAAUCCUCCAUACACCCGAUUGGAUCCACCCACAUCUAAUUGAAAGCAUCGACCCGAUCAAAGGUCGCCAAUUUCGCGUUUCCGGUCCCAUCCCUAAAGGCGCCUGUCUCCUCGUCGAUUCCCCCUACGCAAUUAUCCCCGUCGUCGACGAACCCGCCCACAACGACAAUCUCAUCUGCAGCAAUCCCGCUUGUAAUCGGCCGGCACCUUGGCAUACCCGGACUUCAUGUCCGAAUGCCUGUAUCCCGGAUGUGACGUGGUGCAGCAGCACAUGUCGUGACGCGGAUAGUCUUCGACAUGGGUUUGAAUGCGCUUGGCUCAAACGGUAUGCUGGGACUAUUCGGUCUAAGUGGAGUGAAUAUGAUUUUGGCAUGCUGUGGGUGAUUAUUCGAUUGCUUGCUGCGCGAUAUUGUCAAUUGAAUGAGCAGACGGCGAUUGGGAUUGAUGAAUCGAAGAGGCUUUGGAAAUAUGGCUGGAGUGGCAUUGAAUCGCUUUGUGGUUCUGAGGAUACUUGGCCUCAUGACAAGGUCCGAUCUUGGUCUGCGCUUGUGAAGAAGUAUUUGAAGAACAGUCCUGCUCUUCCACAUGAGAUGAGUGCAGAUCGUGUUCUUCAUCUCAUUUGUCAGGAAGAGGCAAACUCAUUUGGGCUUUACCCGCGAGAAACAGGUCAUUUCCCCUUGCCGAACCCUCCUGUCGACAGAGGGGAGCAGUUCGCUGCUGCUGUUUAUCCCACUGCGGCAAUUGCGAAUCAUUCGUGCCUGCCAAAUAUUAUCCAUAAAGCCGACGAUAAUGGCCGUAUGGUAUUCACUGCGUCCCGUGACAUUUUUCCAGGCGAAGAAUGCUGCAUUUCAUACUUCGACCUGAUAGAAUAUACGGAUCUUAAUUUGCGUCGCGAGCAUCUUCGAAAAUCGUUCCGUUUUGUGUGCCAAUGUGAACGAUGUGUUUCCGAAGAGUCCGCGGAUGAAUCCGCAGAACCAGAAGGGACUGCAAUGCCAAUGAUGGAUAUAUGA
Molecule: messenger RNA, 1065 nt
Organism: Penicillium vulpinum
Lineage: Eukaryota; Fungi; Ascomycota; Eurotiomycetes; Eurotiales; Aspergillaceae
Product: SET domain-containing protein
Exons: 2
Coding region: 1-1065 (354 amino acids)
Molecular function (GO): protein binding
Source: RefSeq, a predicted model, not a curated record